Messenger RNA from Salvia hispanica, 2051 nucleotides. Its product is annotated as putative protein phosphatase 2C 15. Gene Ontology annotation, molecular function: protein serine/threonine phosphatase activity. Gene Ontology annotation, biological process: protein dephosphorylation. Lineage: Eukaryota; Viridiplantae; Streptophyta; Magnoliopsida; Lamiales; Lamiaceae. The record is from RefSeq and is a predicted model, not a curated record.
AAUUUUGAUUGUGGAAUGUUUUUUCUGUUUCAUUUAGUAAUUAAAAAUUGGUUCUUGAUGAUUGGAGGGGCCUUGCACUUACAGUUCAUUCCUUGUCACCAAUCCGCGUUUGGUCCAUUUCCAUGUGAAUUUCGCUUCAUAUUCCUUCAAAUUUUCUUGUGGAUUUGUUUGAUUUUCCAGUCACCAUCAGAUCCCUCUGCAUAUUGCCACUCUCUUUUGCUGAAUUAAAGAAAAAAACACAGUGCACACACUGGAAGUCUUCCUGUCUUCUUAUUAGGUGAAGAAGUUCUGAAUUUGAAGGGGUUUUGUUUCUCUGCUGAAAAGAUUGGAUUUUGUUGAAGUGGGGUUGGAGAUAUAGUGUUUAUCUAUUUCUGGGUGUUUUGGGUUUUUCUGUUCGUGGUGUGUGUGUGUGUGUGAAUUUCACUUUUCUUGGAGAAAAAAAAGUGAAAAAGGGCUGUGGGGAUUGAAGUUGAGUCUUGUUUAGUGGAUAUGAUGGUGGGGAUCGGGGUGAUUCGAAUGUUAUCUGCGAUUUGAAGAAGGUUUGAAGUUCGGUUAAUUAGUUGAGCUCGGAGAUAAAGAGCUGUGGGAUUUAGUUAUGGGGUCGAGGGGGGAUAGAUAUGAAUACCAUGAUCUUGUGCCAUUAGCUGCACUGAUCAAUAGGGAGCUGAGGAAUGAGAAAAUGGAGAGGCCCGCGGUGAGAUAUGGCUCUGCAGCUCAGUCAAGGAAAGGGGAGGAUUAUUUCUUGAUGAAGACUGAUUGCCAGCGAGUUGCUGGAAAUCCAUCAACGUCGUUCUCUGUUUUUGGAAUAUUCGAUGGGCAUAAUGGGAGUGCAGCUGCAAUAUUUUCGCGAGACCAUUUGUUAAACUACGUGUUAAAUGCCAUGCCUCGUGGACUUGGACGGGAUGAAUGGCUACAUGCUUUACCUAGAGCUUUGGUUGCCGGCUUUGUGAAAACCGACAAGGAAUUUCAGGCCAAAGGAAAGACUUCUGGCACUACAGCUACAUUUGUGAUUAUUGACGGGUGGACAGUUACUGUCGCAUCUGUUGGAGAUUCGCGCUGCAUUUUAGAUGCUCAGGGUGGCGGUGUUUCCAUCUUGACCGUUGAUCAUAGACUUGAAGAAAAUGCAGAGGAAAGAGAGCGUGUCACUGCCAGUGGAGGCGAAGUGGGGAGGCUUAGCAUUUUUGGCGGGACUGAGAUUGGUCCUCUUCGUUGUUGGCCAGGCGGUUUGUGUCUUUCUCGAUCAAUUGGUGACAUGGAUGUGGGCGAAUUUAUCGUUCCAAUACCCUAUGUGAAGCAAGUAAAGCUAUCGAGUAAAGGCGGAAGGCUGAUAAUCGCCUCUGAUGGCGUCUGGGAUGCAUUGUCAUCAGAAAUGGCUGCAAAGUCGUGCCAUGGAUUGCCUGCAGAGCUUGCUGCUCGUCUAGUGGUGAAGGAAACGUUGAGGGCGCGUGGGCUCAAGGAUGACACGACUUGCAUAGUCGUCGAUAUAAUUCCUCCGGACAAUAACAAACUGCCGCCUUCUUCCCCACCCGAGAAGCACAACAAGCUCAAGGCUUUGUUUUUCCGGAAAAAGUCUUGGAAAUCCAACAAAUUAACAAAGAAGCUAUCCGCAGUGGGUAUCGUUGAAGAGCUAUUCGAAGAAGGAUCAGCAAUGCUUGCUGAAAGGCUUGGAAAUGACGAGCCGACUGCGCAGACGGGCGGUCUUUUUACUUGCGCCGUUUGCCAAGCUGACCUGGCGCCGAACGAGGGAGUCUCAGUUCAUGCUGGCUCGAUAUUCUCGGUUAGUUCGAAGCCAUGGCAAGGCCCGUUCCUCUGCUCCGACUGCCGGGAUAAGAAGGAUGCGAUGGAAGGGAAGAGACCGAGUGGAGUUAGAGUAGUAUAGGUUAGCUCAUCUUGUUCAAUUGCUUCCAUUCUUUUGUUCUUGUUGCUUCUCCUUCGAUUGCUCUUCCUUAAUUAGGUGAUUGUUUUGGAUAUCGAAUAUUGAAAUCGAUGAUAUUUUGUGUGGAUAAUUCAUUGUUUAAAUAGGAAAAAGAACGAGUGCAUUCUUUUGUUAA